Messenger RNA from Lithohypha guttulata, 819 nucleotides. RefSeq lists its product as uncharacterized. Bases 1 to 819 code for a protein of 272 amino acids. The record is from RefSeq and is a predicted model, not a curated record. The transcript has 2 exons. NCBI's taxonomy places the organism in Eukaryota, Fungi, Ascomycota, Eurotiomycetes, Chaetothyriales, Trichomeriaceae.
AUGGCCCUCCUCGAAAUGCUCCCGUCUUUCGUGCUUGGCCUCAUUGACCCAGGCUUCAUCCUCUACUACGCAGUCGAGGCCUAUAUCCAAACCUUGCUCAUUGGUCUUCGUGAAGAUGGUACAAUACCUAGCGACCUUCGUGGUAGAGCAUUUGGCAAGUUCUGGACCAAAAUCUCUGGUGCACCGCCAGAUCCAGCAGUCGCCCUUGUCGGCUCUGCCACCCUUGUCCCUUCAACCUUUGCUCAGGCACAGGGUACGGUCUUGGAAAUUGGCCCUGGAAGUGGCAACCAGACUUUGUAUUACAAUCCAGCUGCGGCACAGAUCAAGACGAUAUACGGAGCUGAGCCGGCGAAGGAAUUGCAUAAACUGCUCCGCAAGAACGCUGAUUCAACAAGGGUAGGACCGAAGUACAGGAUUAUUGGUGCUGAUGCCACGAAAGCUUCUAUCACACGUGAGCUGUUGAAAGACAAGGUUCUUGAGCCAGGUGCACUUGCAAAUAACAUGUUCGAUGCCAUAAUCUGCGUGAGGGUGUUGUGCUCGGUACCGAAUUUGGAAGGGACGAUAUCCGAUUUGCAUGCCAUGUUGAAGCCAGCUAAUGCAUGGCGAACCACGAAAGGCUCGGUCAUUGCACGACUAGUUCAGACAGUGUAUAUGUUGUUGGGCUGGAGCUACUUUGUUGGUGAUUGCUCGCUGACAAGGAAUAUUGAGCAGAUGUUGAGGAAGAACACAUCAGAGCGUUGGGAGACUGUCUCUAUCGAACGCCACUUUGGCAAGGCGGUAUUGACCUAUAUCUCUGGCAGCCUGGUUAAGAAGUCUUAA